AUGGGGAACACUAUAUAUAGUAACAUAGGACAUAGUACAACAGAUCUAGAUGAUAUAUAUUGUAAAUAUGUAAAUAAUUUAUACAACAUUUACAAUUAUUUAUUUAAGUAUGAACAUUUUUUUUUUAUGAAUUCUUACACCUUAAAUAAUUUUUAUCAUGUUUUAGAAGGAAUUAAUAAUAAUGAAGGCCAUGUUUUAAUAAAAAUAUGCAAAUUAAAAAGUGAAGCUCAUAAAAUAAAAAGAAUAUUAUACACACUGAAAUUCCUUUUUUCUUUUGAUUUAUUUCCAAAUGUUUUGCCUUAUAACCGAAUGAGCGUUUACGAAAAUAAUAUUUAUAUAUACAGAAGAUUUAUAUUUAAAAACUUAGAUCAGUAUUUAUCUAGUGAAAGAAAUAAUUAUAGCUUUUAUUAUUUUUUUAUAUUUCAAAUAUUCUUAUCUGUUAUACAACUACAUUCAUUAGGUGUUUAUCAUGGUCACAUAAAAAGUGAAAACUUUCUAAUACAAAAUAAUAUGCACAUUCUUAUAACAGAUAUUAAUAUUUUGAAUAAUUAUCUAUAUUUUAUUCCUAAAAUAAGAUACAAAAAUAAAAGGAAAGGAAGAUUAAAAAAGCUACAAGAAGAUAUAUUUAAUUUAGGUUUAUUAAUAUUAGAAAUUUUGCUAAAAGAUAAAAGUGUAUCUUACUUAUUUUUUAAUGGAAAUUUUGAUGGUAACGAUGAUAAUUUUUAUACCGAAACAAAAGAAAAUAAGAAAUUAUACCUUACAGAAGAUACAAAACGACAAAAGUUUGAUAAUUAUAAUUUAUCAAAAAAAAAAAAUAGUGAAAAAUUUUUUCAUGCCCUAUCUUUACCAAUUAUUAAUAAAAGAAUGAAAAAUGAAGAAUAUGAUUAUUUCAAAAAAAAUAAAGAUGUAAGAAUGAAUAUAGAUAAAUACAGAUACUACAACUAUCAUUAUAUUAAUAAUAUUAACUACAUAAAUAUUUAUAAUGAUAUUUAUAAUAAUGUAACUUCUUAUUCUGUAAUUGAAAGUAAUAACGAAAGUUGUUCAUAUGGUAAUGAUAAAAUUCUUAAAAGUAAAACCAUAUUACAUAAUGAUAAUGAAAUUGAUGCAAAAGAAGAUAUUCAUGCACAUAGUGAUUUUGAUGUUUUGAAUUCCAAAAAGGAAAUAAAAAAUAAAGUGUUACAUAAUUUGAAUUUUCAGAAAAAACAUGAUUUAUUUUCUGAUAAUUCUUAUAUGUUACUUAAUAAUUUGAAAAAAAGGAAAGAUAAGAAAAGUCAGAAAUAUAAAAAUAAUAAAGUUGUACCAUAUAAAAUAUGGAAGGUGGUAAAUUUAGUAAAAAAUCCUUUUAUUAUAUAUUCUCUUAUUAAUCAUUUUUUUAUACAAAAAAAUAAUAAUAUAUUUAAAAUAUUCAAUUAUUGGUCCUAUUAUAUAUUUCCAAGCACAUAUAAAUAUGUUUUCUUUCCUCUUUCUAUACUUCAAUUACAUCCUUUAUUUAAAAAUUCUAAUUUCUUUAUUUUGCUAAUACAUUUUAAUUUACCAUUUAUAUUAUUUCAUUUAGAUAUUUUUUCUGAAAAAGAAAAAGAUAAAUACAUCCUAUUAAAGUUAAAUGCAAAAAAUAGACAUGAUUAUUGUAAAAAUAAAAAUUACAAUGUAUUUGAUAAAAACUGUGUAAACAGAGAUUCAACAGAUAAAAAUAAUAAUAAUCGGAGUAGUUAUAAAAAAUUAUUUUAUUAUAAAACAAUUGUCAACUUAUUUACUACUAGUGUAAAUGAACAUCAAAUGAGAACAUAUAUUGUUGAUACAAAUUUAAAUAAUCAAUUAAAAAAGCAAAUUUUGCAACAAUGGAUAAAUUACAAAAAAAAAAAAAAAGAAGAAAAGAAAAAAUGUUACCACUGUAAAAGCUACUUUCCAUUUCCUAUUCUUUCAUACAAAAAUACUCAUUUAUUUUAUAAAAGGUUUUUAGAAUUUUACAAAUUCAUAUAUUACUGUAUAUUUUACAAAGAAAAAAGUUAUAUGGAUGUUUUCGGUUAUCUUGAAUUUUAUAAAAAAAACAUUUAUUUACCCCUAUUCAACGAUUUUUAUUUUAAAAAAAGCACUUCUUAUGAAAAUAAAAAAUUACAUAAAUGGUCCUUCAAUCAAGAUAUAUAUAAACUAGUGAAUAUUAUUAUAUCCUCAUAUAAUUCUAUAUCAUAUGAAUCCAUUAAAAUAUUAGCCAUAGAAAUAAUAUAUUGCAUUAUUUGUCAUUUAAGUGACUGUACAUUAAACAAAGAAAUAGUAUCUUUUUUAUUAUAUUGUUUUAAUAAUUCAACUAAUAAAAUUAAAGUUCUUAUAUUAAAAUGUUUUUACAAAAUAAUAAAUAAUGCAAAUACAUAUGAGCAUAUGCAUAUAUACGUUGAAAAAUUUUUACCAAAAUUUUAUUUGCUAAAAAAUAGUGAAAAUUAUGAAAAAUAUUUUUAUGCAAAAUAUUUACCACUAUUUUCUUUUAUUACAAUUCAAUACAUAUAUAAUGCAAGUUUAUUAAAAAAAAAAAAUAAAACUAUAGAAAAUACUUUAUCUGAAGUUAAAUAUAUGGAAACAUUAAAUGAAAUAAGGAACCAAUUAGUUUUUCUUCUGAACUGUUCUAAUGAUGAAAUUUUAUUUGAAUUUUAUGAAAAUAUAAAUAGAUUUUGUAAAAUUAUGAACAAAAAAUGGGUUAAAAUUUACAUAUUACCAUAUUUAUUAUCAAAUAUUUACAACAGUGAAAAUAAAUUCAUAAGAGCCAUGUGUGCAAAAACCACAAUUAGAAUAAUAUUUUACAUAAAUCAAAAAAAGAUUUAUAAAAAUUUUAUUGAAUAUUUAAAACCGUUGUUUUUUGAAAAAAAUGAAUUGAUGCUAGAAUUUAUAUUGUGUGAAUGUAACUUUAUAUUAAAAAAAAGUUACAAAAAAUACCAUGCAAAAAGUCAAAAGGUGUGGAUAUUUUUCAAAAAAAUUAGAUUAAAUCAUCUUUUGGAUCAUCCUUCUGGCAUAAUUAGGAAUUUAGUUCAAACAAUAAAUAAAAAUUUACAAAAAAUAGUAUGUUAA
Plasmodium gallinaceum is the source of this 3057-nucleotide messenger RNA. It is a transcript of the gene VPS15, whose product is annotated as serine/threonine protein kinase VPS15, putative. The record is from RefSeq and is a predicted model, not a curated record. The coding region runs from base 1 to 3057 and encodes 1018 amino acids. Gene Ontology annotation, biological process: protein targeting to vacuole; protein phosphorylation; late endosome to vacuole transport. Lineage: Eukaryota; Apicomplexa; Aconoidasida; Haemosporida; Plasmodiidae. The transcript has 4 exons. Gene Ontology annotation, molecular function: ATP binding; protein serine/threonine kinase activity. Gene Ontology annotation, cellular component: nucleus-vacuole junction; late endosome; phosphatidylinositol 3-kinase complex, class III, type I.